This is a messenger RNA of Schistocerca serialis cubense, 801 nucleotides long. Its product is annotated as sterile alpha motif domain-containing protein 1-like. Lineage: Eukaryota; Metazoa; Arthropoda; Insecta; Orthoptera; Acrididae. The transcript is spliced from 4 exons. The record is from RefSeq and is a predicted model, not a curated record. The coding region runs from base 1 to 801 and encodes 266 amino acids.
AUGGCGGGAGCUGCGGCGCAGGGUGGAGGGGGCAGAGGGGGAGGGGUGGCGCGCGUCGCGAUGCCCGGGGCGCGUGCGCAGCCGCCGGCGCCCGCCGCGCCUCGGCCACCCCGCCUGCGGGGCGCCGCUAGCUGGCUCCCGCCAGUCUCUGUCCCCUGGCUAUGUGCUGCUGCUGCUGCCGCCGCUGCUGCCGCCGCUGACGAGGACGCUACCGACGCUGAUAGCGACUUCCCGGGGGACGCCGGCGCCACGCACUGUGCGCCCACGCGUGCGCUUCACUGGCGUGAGCCGCCUCCGCCGCCUCCGCCGCCGCCGCCGCCGCCCCCGCCGAUGCUAUCGCCGACUGCUCUUUAUGCAGUUCGCCGCACGCGAUUGACCUGGACAGAGCGAGUGGAGGCGGUUCCCAGACGCGGUGCGUCGCGUGCGCAGCCAGCGUGCCACACAUUCCAGCUUCCCAGGCGGAGACCGCCGCCCUCGGGCGUCACGCAGGGGGCCUCUGCGAAGCCGCGUUCUUCCCUGCCAACAAACGCGCAUCCCGACAUCCGCAGCGAACUGCCGGGGGCAGCUGGAGGCGGCGGACCAGUUCCAACUUCUGACGACCUCGCAGAAGGCCAGCAGACGCACCCCAGCGUCCCGUCCCACAGGCGCCGCGCUCUCGAGGACACGCGCCGCUUCCCGUGUCACUGGCCGACACGCGCGCUGCCAAAACAACGCGGACGCGGCUACUCUGGCACACGUCCGAGCGACGCCAUACAGCUGCUGAUCCACGACCGUAUUCCGAGCGGCGGGGCGCGUUGCUAA